This is a messenger RNA of Tuber aestivum (summer truffle), 2879 nucleotides long. Lineage: Eukaryota; Fungi; Ascomycota; Pezizomycetes; Pezizales; Tuberaceae. The record is from the annotation of a GenBank genome assembly.
AUCAGGCAACCAAUAGAUUCAUCCUUAUGGAUAAACCCCCUCUUUCAACAGAUCCAUCAGCAAAAAGAUUUCUCGCAAUGUCCAAGAGCGCAUCAGGUAGUGCCGGUACGUCCCCGCCAGUUCGGGGGAAGACUGCAAAAAUAUCCGUCGUCCGUGCUCAGAUCGGUCUGAAGAACGAAAAGUAUGAGUGGAACAAAUUGGUGGUGAGUUUUCCUUUUUGUUGUUUUUUCUCCCUGUUCCCCCCUCAAAGUCGGGAACGAAGUGAAUCUUGGAAACAGGGGAGGAGGGAGGAGAAAACAGCUUGAGAGGUCUUUUUUAUUAUUGUUAUAGAAGUCUUCAAAUCCCUUCCCAUCCUUCCUCCUCCCCUUUUUCCACGGAAGCAAUCUUUGUGGCAGAAGCACUUCAUGGAUGCCGGCUUGGUUCAGCGAAGGUCUCCACCCCCCUCUCUUCUUCAAGCACCCUCCCGGGCCCAAAGAUGUUAUUACGGGAGAGGGAAGGGGGAGUGGGUAAGGAGGGAAACGGGGUUUGGAGGAGCUCAAGUCGAUUGUGGCUCGCUCCGCCGUGAGAGGGGCAUUCUGAGCUCUCCCCCUACUCCUCCCUCAUUCACUCUGACUUCGGUUCAUUCGCUUCAAUUCCUCCAUCACCAGCGUCCCCAACUUGACCCCACUCAAUAUUGCAUGACGAUCAAGAUUCUUACGAUCGAGGGAUGGGGAGCAUGACAGACCAUCUCGGCCAAAGCUUUUCAGAAGUUUAAUCAAGAGAACGGCUUCGCACGCACCCCGACAUGGUCAACACUCUCAUUCGCGCAGCAGCAGUCCCUCAUCGAGCGUGUUAAGCAGUAUGCAGACAUGACUCCGGGCUGCUCUAGGUACUUUGAGGAUCACCCGUGGCUACCCGAAUACCUUCUCUACCAGCGGACAAGGAACAAGAACACUGCCCGGAAAAGUACAUGCCCCUUCCCCACCCCCCAGCCCGAUCUAGAACAACCAACUAACACGGUAUAAUAGGAGAUCAGGGGCCGGGCCUGGGUGCUGGAGAAGCCGAAGAAGACGAGGAGGAUGAUGCGGAGGAUGGAAACGGAAGUGCUAAGGAGGAUCAGGGCCCGGACGAUGCUCCAGGACCAGCCGAUACUCAGGACAGUCUGAGUGUGUUUUACCCACCUGCUCCCCCUCCCCUCCCCGCAAUCCCGAUCCCCUUAAAAACUGAUUCGAUCUGAACCCCCUUGUUUUCUUCUCAUCAAAAUUCCCGUCUGACUAAACCCACCCAACCACUUUUCUCCUCACAGGAAUCGAUUUCCUACUCAACUAGAACGGAUCAACCUCUAUCCCCUCUUCCCGAGGCGGCGAAUUUAUUAUUUUUUUAUUUCUUAAAUGGGAUUUUCCGGUGGCCAGCGCUUUUUUUUCUUUCCUUCUUCUCCUUGUUCCCUGAUUUUCCUUUCAUUGUCAUUUCUUUUUUCGGCAUAGGGGAUGAAGCCAAUGUAGUGAUUGGUGUUGUCCCUUCUCUCUUGCUUCCGCACUCUAUUCCCCAGAACCUCUGAAAAAAGAUAUGGAUCAAACUGCUAUACGAUGUUAACCUAUUGACCUCUUUUUUUUCACGCACCUGUGGAAUUCCCGAAAAAGUCGUCCUUCCUCUUUCUUUCAACCGUCACAUACACCACGUCGCCCACCACACAGGGAUUCCCUGGGGGGAAAUAACGGAGAGGAGGAGAUGGGAUAUGGAUAGAGGGAGAUGGAAGACUGUUAACCGUCAGUGAAAUACCGGACGGAAUAUACCAAACCCGUUUCCCUAUAAUUUCCCUUGAAUAGCAUGCGUGAGAUGGUGGGUGAGACAAAACAAAAACAAAAAAAGAAAGCUGAGCCUGAAAGCGUCGGUUGGCGCUGCUCGGUGGUCGUAAGUGGGAAUCCUUCCUGGCGAAACCACGGUUCCCAGGAAUACCGAAACAUGCCUGCAUCCAAGGGGCAGAGAAGCAAGGAUAAGUCAAAAGCAGUGGUGGUGCAGUACCAGUACGAGUACUUGUGAUAUGAAGGAAAACUUGGUCUCCCCAUCUCCCCCAGGCCCAUGAUUCUGGCAUGCGCCCGAGUGAGUUUCCAUGAGUUGGUUCAUCAAGUCGGCCGAAGGGGCAGAGUUCCGGGAGCUUGGCGUAGGGGCCGUUUGACCUGCAAGAAAACACUGGCACCAGUUGCGAGAGCUGAUAUCGGCAGUCGAGUACGAACGUUCCUGUGGUCGAGGGGGGUGUUUUCGGGAGGGUACGAUGGCAAACACGGAGCGAACAUAUGAUGGCAGGAUCUUUGUGAAGAUACUGGAGGGAAAGGAGUGUGCAUGUGGUAGGGGGGGAGGACGGAAGGGAAGGAAGGGAAAGGAAGCCAGCUUUUAUUUCUUUCACCCUUUUUCUUUCUCUAUGCCCAUGCCCAAAAACGCCUGCUAAAGGGCAUAAGGAACAUAAACCUUGGGAAAACAGGAAAGAAAAAAAAAAAACAAGGCACUUGAGGUGAAUUGAUGUGGAGUAAAAUCGAGGGAGUUUUUUUUUUUUUUUCCUUGUGCAUUUUUCAAUUACGUAUUUCCAACGCACUGUAUUACUGAAUGUCCUGUAUCACAGAACUACUCGUAGUCUUACAUUACGGUAAAGGAAGGAGAUUAACCUUUAUCUAAGCAAGCGAGCAAGCAGCAGGAGGCCAGCGGGCAACAGGUACUUGUACUCGAGUACAGUAUCGUACGGUACUUGUGCGGCCGCACCUCCCUGUAACGGAUCCUAAGAGUUCAGGAUUUUCCCGUUCGCUAUAGAGGGGCUCGGAACGGAAUACCCGUAUCUAACGAGAAUACCGUUCGUGUGGGGAGGGGGGAGCAGGGGGUGAAUUCCCAGAGGAUUCUUUCGUAAUGGC